UGUGACAGAGGCGGCGGCUCCAGAGAGUCGAGGCCGAUGGACGGCGAGCAGGCGCAGGAGCGCCCAGAGCCCGGUCCGCAGAUCCGUCAGUCCGCGCCGAAGGGAGCGGGAGGCGUCCAUUCGGGAAGAGGGGAGGAGGGAGGAGGAGGGGGGCGGAGUGGACCCCGGAGACGCUGCCGGCCCGACCAGCGUGGUUUCAUCUGCUCUGACUGCGGGAAGACCUUUGAACACUCCUGCCAUUUUGAGCGUCACCUACGGGUGCACACGGGCGAGCGGCCCUUCAAGUGCCCCACCUGUGAGAAAGACUUCAACCACAAGUCAAACCUGGUGCGUCACGAGCGUACUCACACCGGCGAGCGGCCCUUCCGCUGCCAGACAUGCGGCAAGGAGUUCAGCCAGCCCUCCAACCUGGUCAAACACCAGCUGACCCACACCGGAGAGAAGCCCUUCGGCUGCCAGACCUGCGGGCGGGCCUUCAGCAGGCUGUCCAACCUGGCCACCCACCAGCGCACCCACACUGGAGAGCGGCCCUUCCGCUGCCCUGUCUGCGCCAAGGAUUUCAGCCAGUCCUCCAUCCUGCGGCGGCACCAGCGUAUCCACACCCGCGACAAGCCCUUCCACUGCCCACUCUAUGCAGGGGGCCGGGCAGGACGCGGGGCAGUAACACUCAGAGCGUCUGAGGGUGACAGGUAAGCAGAGAGGGGCUGAUGAUG
Molecule: messenger RNA, 713 nt
Organism: Hypanus sabinus (Atlantic stingray)
Lineage: Eukaryota; Metazoa; Chordata; Chondrichthyes; Myliobatiformes; Dasyatidae
Product: gastrula zinc finger protein XlCGF49.1-like
Exons: 2
Coding region: 37-693 (218 amino acids)
Biological process (GO): regulation of transcription by RNA polymerase II; central nervous system development
Cellular component (GO): nucleus
Molecular function (GO): DNA-binding transcription factor activity, RNA polymerase II-specific; RNA polymerase II cis-regulatory region sequence-specific DNA binding
Source: RefSeq, a predicted model, not a curated record